Messenger RNA from Acaulospora colombiana, 666 nucleotides. The record is from the annotation of a GenBank genome assembly. Lineage: Eukaryota; Fungi; Glomeromycota; Glomeromycetes; Diversisporales; Acaulosporaceae.
CGCUGUUCAACCAAACAUAAUUUGCCCGGUAAAUGCGACUGCCUGCGGGAAGUCAACUUCGUCGACGGGCCAAUGCAAUGGCCGAAGUUGGAGGCGGCGGGCGAAGAUGCCGUCUGGAAGCUGCCCAAAAAAAUGUCCAGUUCUUGGUCUGAUAAUAGGCACAGAAGGGGCGGCAACUAUGCUUCAGAGAUCAUACCACCAUCCAUCAACACCGCUGUAUAGCGGGGAUCAAUAUCUGUUCUAUGAAAUGGCAAGGUCUGAUCAAGCCAAACUCUUAAAGGCAUUGGAUGUAUAUUUUGGUGAUAUACCAAAUGACAUUUACGCGCUUAUUCGUACUCUAUUUAUAGGUCUAGAAUAUCUAACAAUUCGUGGAUCAUUCGGUGGGUUCGUUGGGCCGCUCUGGAUUGACACAAACAAUUCCUAUUGGGGAGCCUAUUCUAACCUUACCAGACUGCAGCUGAUCGAUUGUUCAAACGUUUAUACGCUUACUAUUCCAGCCUUCAUUCGUCACUUCCCUUCUCUAGAGUACCUCCUGAUAUCCGCUUGCCCAUAUCCCUGGAGGACAGAACAUGGACGAGCGAAGGGAUGGAGCUCACUAUCAGAUGGAUGGUGGAAUAUAAGAAAACCACUCAAAGCGAUGCAUAUCGAGUGCAUGCUAAAGUGGCA